Messenger RNA from Aspergillus oryzae RIB40, 1809 nucleotides. RefSeq lists its product as uncharacterized. Lineage: Eukaryota; Fungi; Ascomycota; Eurotiomycetes; Eurotiales; Aspergillaceae. The transcript has 4 exons. Gene Ontology annotation, biological process: transmembrane transport. The record is from RefSeq and is a predicted model, not a curated record. Bases 1 to 1809 code for a protein of 602 amino acids. Gene Ontology annotation, molecular function: transmembrane transporter activity.
AUGCGGCGAGCUCGAAAUCAACGUCAUAGAAUCCAGUCCACCAAAAGCGACUGGAGCGGUCAAAAUCGAGGCCGUCGAAGCUGUGGGCGGCCGGAAGGGAAGAUAUCUGCUCUAUAUCGGGUAUGCACUGCCAGUAUCCUAUACGAGUACAAUCCAGCUAACUACCUCAUACCGUUCAGCUUGGUCCUGGUUAUGGUCAUCUUUGAACUGGACAACUCUACCGUAGGGACUUAUCGCAACUUCGCGACGUCCGACUUCAAACAUCUUUCCGUGCUGGCCACGCUCAACACUGCGGCUAGCAUUAUCACGGCAGUAAGUAAACCGCCCAUAGCCAAAGUCUCGGACGUCUUGGGGCGAGCCGAGGCAUACAUCUUUACCAUCACAUGCUACAUUCUGUCCUACAUUCUCUGUGCCUCGUCCAAAACGUUCAACAUCUAUGCGGGUGGUUACGUAUUCUAUUCCGUCGGCCAGGCCGGCACGGCCAUCCUCAACUCCACCGUCGUGUCGGACAUCUCGUCCAUGCGCUGGCGGGGCUUUGUCUACAACAUCCUGUACAUUCCCUUCUUGAUCACGCCAUGGGUGUCGGCAUUCAUCGUCGACAGUGUCGUUAAUGGCAUCGGCUGGCGCUGGGGUAUCGGCAUGUUCGCCAUCUUGAUGCCCUUCUGCGCCAGUUUCAUCAUUGUCACCCUUCUGGUUUUCGAACGACGGGCCAAACGCUCUGGCCUCAUCCUGACUGAGAGACUGAAUCUCUUCACUUUCUGUUCGCGCAUCGAUCUUGGCGGCAUCACCCUGCUGAGUGGCGGAUUUGCGUUGGUCCUGAUCCCCAUCACCCUGGCUGCCACGACAUCCGAUUGCUGGAAGACUCCGUGGGUCGUCGUCUUGAUAGUGCUUGGCGCCAUCGCUCUGGCCUGUUUAUAUCCGUACGAGAAAUACUUUGCCCGCCACCCGGUCGUCCCCACCCACUACUUCCGUACCUUGUCCGUUGUGGUCUCAAUGGCGUUGGCAUGCGUUGACAACAUCGGAUUUGGAACCACCCAGACCUACCUGUACGUCUGGUCCAUGGUGUCCCACAACUUCUCGCCCCGUGAUGCGCAGUUUCUCAACUACACCAACAGCGUCAUGCAGGCGUUGGUGGGGAUGGGCACCGGACUGCUCAUGUAUCGAUUACGGUCGUACAAAUGGAUCGGGGUGGUGGGCGCCGCCAUCCGAAUGGUCGGGUACGGAGUGAUGGUCCGUCUGCGCAAAAACGAGAGCUCCGUCGCGGAACUGUUCAUCGUGCAGCUGAUCCAGGGCGCUGGCAGCGGCAUGAUAGAAACGAUCGUCAUCGUCGCGGCACAGAUUUCUGUGUCUCAUGCCGAACUGGCGCAGGUUACGUCGCUCAUCCUGCUGGGAUCGUUCUUGGGCAAUGGGAUCGGCUCCGCGAUCGCUGGUGCCAUUUACUCCAAUCAACUGCGUGACCGGCUGCGUUUGCAUCUCGGACACAGUGUUGAUGAGGCCACCGUCGUCCGGUUGUACAACUCCAUUACGGAUACGUUGCCGACUUGGGGAACGGUGGAGCGAAAUGCGGUAAACCGAGCUUAUUCCGAUGUCAUGGGGUAUGUCUCUCGAGGUGGUUCAAUGAUGCAUGCUAACAAUCGCAGGUACAUCACCAUCGCCGCGCUGGCGCUGUCCGCUCCCGUCGUGAUCCUCUCUCUGUUGAUACCGAACAAGAGGCUCGGCGACGGACACAACCUGGUUCAAGACAACCAAAGCAACGAUUCACGAACCUCCGACGAAACCCUGGUGGACGAAAAGACCUGCACCCGAUAA